AUGAUUUUUGUGAGUCCUAUAAUUUCUGGUUCAGUUAGAACAACUUCCGUGUCUUAUCAAAAGUAUAAAAGAACAUCUAAUCACGAUCAUUCGAUAAACAUGAAUCAUUUUAUCUUUUUCUCAAUAUUCAUUUAUUUUUCGGCUACUUGUUUUUGUUUCGAACAGAAAAUCGAUAGUGUUAUUGUGAGUUGAUUAUCUCCGAAAAUAUUUAGUUAACCCACUUCACAGAUUGGUUCGAACUUUCGAAUCGAAGUUCGAGAAAACUCGACUGGAAUUCGAAGAAAAGUAUACUCAACCAACACUUUUCAAACAUACAAUUUCAAAACAAAAAAAUGGAGCGAUGAAAAUGGAAAAGAAAUUGCGAAUGGAGUGAGAGUUGUUAGAGUUUCGGAAAAUAUUGCUAGACUAGAUAAUUUGCAAAAACAAGAUGCUGGAGAAUAUAAUAGAGAUCCACCAAAUGAAAAUGAAGAUAAAGCUUAUGACGAAACCCAAUUUCUGUUUGUCAUUGAUGGACCACCAAAAGCUCUUUUGAAAUAA
Caenorhabditis angaria is the source of this 537-nucleotide messenger RNA. NCBI's taxonomy places the organism in Eukaryota, Metazoa, Nematoda, Chromadorea, Rhabditida, Rhabditidae. The record is from the annotation of a GenBank genome assembly.